AUGCAAUACAAUGCCGAUCUUCUGAAGAGGCUUACCAAGUCUAACCUGCUGCCAGAAAGACCAGGCCAAGUGGUCUGCGCUUACUUCAUUGGUUUUGACUAUAAUGAUGCCAACUCAACCAUCACUCGUCGUAUAGCUACAGUUUGCCCACACAAUUCGAAUGGAACAACUCAGAAGUAAGGAUUACUGUUUUUAGGUGUAGAAGUUGGGGCAUGGAGGAGGGGUAAAUAGUUUUUAAUUUUUUUUGAAAAAAUUUGAGAUUGGCCUUAGGGGUAAGAAUUGGGCUGUAUAGUUUUAGGCCGAUCUUAUUGCAGCUGAAACGAGUUGAGCUUAAAAGUUCCGGCCUUUUGCUCGGGCUGGGCCUAAAGCGAAAGUUAAAACAGAACGAGUCUAAAAGUUCGAACCGGCUUGUGGUCCGGACUUAAAAACUAGGCUUGGAUACAAAAAAAAUGUUUAAUGCCAGAUCAAGCUGGGCCUAGAAUGUUUUCAACCAGGCCGUGCCUGGAAAACCUGAGAAAAAACUAAAACGGGCCAGGACCUAAACGUUGGACUCCGGCCAUGGGCCGGAAAUUUAAAGUGAGGUCAGGAAUGGGUCUGGCCUAAAAACUGAGUCUGGUUUGCUUUUUACUAGUUUAGACUGGAAACAGACAGCCAAAUGGCUUUCUUUUCAUGCUUAGUUUAGACUAGAAGUAAGCGGCUGGGAGGGUUUUUCUUCUAUUCUAGUUUAGCCUGAAAGUAGGCUUAGCCCGGUAUACUAUUAACUUUAGUUUUAAAUUUUAGUGAAUACAGGCUGGACGUAUACAGCACGUUCGAGCCUUCUGACUACUUGUUUACACCCAAAAACAUUGACAGUUUGUUUGUCUACGGCAGAAAUGAUGAAGAGAAGUAAGUUUAAGUUUUCUGUUUAUAGUUUGGCAAAACUCGAUUAAAACUUUAGUAACAUUCGUGAUCUUUUAAGUAGUUGGUUGUUCAAAAAAUAAUGAUCUACUGAAAUAUGUGUAAUAGUUCAUUGUUUUUCGAACAACUUAAUACAUAAGUAAUAUGUCCAAACUUUUAGGUACCCAUUGUUCAAGUUGUACCAGCCCAAACAGAUCUUAACCCUUGGUACGACCAGACAAAUGGAAGAAGAAGUUCGCAUGGUUGGAGACUACCUUUUGUUUCAAGGUCCAAAUGUAUCUGAAGUACAUGACAUAAAUCAGCCAGACGGAAAAUAUAAAUACGAAGCUGUCAAUGAUGGUUUAUUCAACAUAUCGACGCAAAAUGUUAUGGGAACGAUUGAAAAUGGAGACUUGUGGUUUCCUAAUAAAACCUGCAAGACUUUGAAACCUGUUGAAGUCUCGAAUGUCACCGAACACAACUUGGUGGCUUAUGAUUGUCCGAAUCCGGAAAAGCUGCUUCUGCCAAUGGUAGGGUAGUUUAAUAUAUGUAAAAGUCAAAUACCAUUGAGACUUAUGGCAUUUGUAUUUCUUUUGUAUGAGCGUUUUUUUCAUCGCAGAAGGUCUUGCUUAGCCUUUAUACAUCAGCAUAGCGGACAGUAUUAGGGCUAGGACUAAUUUUGGAAUUGGGGUUAGUAGGGCUGAGUUUGCAGUUGAGGCAGAAUCUGGAAUUGAAGCUGCAGCCAAGGCUGCGGCUAAUGUUGAGGCAGCGUUGGUGCUUGGAAUGAGGGUGGGACUUUUACUAUGGUUAGGGUUUAGGGCUAGGGUUCUGGGUUAGGGCUAAUGCUAAGAACUAGGGCUCUGGGCUAGCGUUCUGUCAAUGGCUCCAACUUUGAUUUUGUUAUAAAAAUAUGUAUUUUAGGCACAAUGGAGGGUCAUUAAAAAUGUCAGAUUUGAACGUAUUGAUGGAAAUGCAACUGACUUUGCCAUGCUGUAUUAUGCGUAAGUUUUCACAGAAUUAUUUGAACAACCUAAUAGUAUUAUCUGUAGUUGAAAUAAUGGAUGAUAAGCUUUAACAUGUAAAGGUUGAUAAUUUUAGGAAAGCGCCCAAAGCAACUACUACCACGACGGUGGUCACCAACACCACUACAUCAAUUUUUUUACCUCGGACAUGGUAAGUUUAGCUUUGUGUAGAAUUGUCUUGGCAAGGAUUAUGUAGUAUUUGAAAUGCUUUUUUACAUUGUCUAAAGGGAUAACAUCAGAAGGUUUCAAAAGGUUUGGUAAGGUUUUGCUUACAGUUAUGGCAAGGUCUUUAGCUACUGUUUUGGCUAGGGUUUUGGCUACGGUUUAGGCUACAGUUUUGGCUAGAGUUUUCACUAGGUUUUGGCUAGAGUUUCGGCUAGGUUUUGGCUAGAGUUUUGGCUUGGUUUUUGGCUACCAUUUUGAUUACAGUUUUGGCUGCAACUUUGACCAGCGUUUUUGCUAGAGCACUUACCUUGUACGAUAGUCAUACCAAAGUCCUAGUUUAGCUCUAUCUUAGUUUUAACCUAGAUUUACACUAGCCUUUUUCUAGCUCCUCCAUCAAUCCCAAACUGGCCAUAUUAUCCUAGAUAUCGCGUUAGCUUUAGUGCAUUGCUAAUGUCCCUAAUUUUUAGGGUUCCUCCGAAUGCUACUACCGGGAGCAACGAAACAAGAGAGCUUUUUCUCUUCGCUGAAACGAACUACUUGAAAAGACUUAACAUGGUGUAAGUUGGUGAUUUUAUCCUUAUUUUUAAAUUUUUAAAAAUUAAUUAAAAAUUUUUAUUUCUAAUUUAAAUUUUUUUUUCAACUUUCAAUUUCAAAAAAUAUAUUAAUAUUAGGAGGCUAGGGUUUUGGCUAAACUUUUUAAAGCUAAAAUACGUUAGUUUUUUUUGUUUUUUAAAAAUUUGAUUUGUGUCGUAGCUCAUUAUUUUUUGAACAACAAUAAAAAAUCAAAAAUAAUUGUGGUUUUAGCACGUAUUUUGACGUCGUGGUAUUCUUGGCGGUGAUAGGCAUAACCCUCUGUGUGACAAGCUUUUGUAGCUUGAUAGCAAUAAAGGAGGUUGUCAAAUACAAAGAAGAGAAAAAGCGAAGUGUCAGAAAAGUUACGGUGAAGAAAAAUAAAACGCAGGCAACGGAAGAUCAACCCUCCACAAACUCUCUUACUCUAGAUGUGAAGAAAGCAAGGUAA
Messenger RNA from Bursaphelenchus okinawaensis, 3084 nucleotides. The record is from the annotation of a GenBank genome assembly. NCBI's taxonomy places the organism in Eukaryota, Metazoa, Nematoda, Chromadorea, Rhabditida, Aphelenchoididae.